Messenger RNA from Stylonychia lemnae, 600 nucleotides. The record is from the annotation of a GenBank genome assembly. NCBI's taxonomy places the organism in Eukaryota, Ciliophora, Spirotrichea, Sporadotrichida, Oxytrichidae.
AUGAUAAGCUCUUCUACUUAGCCAGUCAGGUAGCCUCAAAACGAGAUCUUUGACAGCUUCUACGAGUUAUUUAUCUAUGAGUCUAUUGAGCAGAUCAUUCAAAAGCAUAAAAACAAGGAGGCUUCUUAAAUCAGCUCAAAUGCUCCUGGCCAGCAGUCACAGUAGCAAGCAUCAACAGUCUAGCAAGACAUAUAUCAUGAAAUCGAUAUGAUAGCACGUACUCUGGGGAGAAAGAUCAUUGACCUGCUGAUUAGAGACAUUCAGUAUAAGUUCCAGACUCAGCUAGAUACCAUGAAGUUUAUCUGCACAGAGUUUUGGAAGUUCACUUUCUCAAAGCAGGUCGACAACCUCAGAACUAAUAACACUGGCACUUAUAUAUUCACAGACGAAGCGUUUAAGUUUACUGGCAGGGUAAGCAACAAUGAUCACGAGUCUAAAGAGUAUAAACAGAAAAUCAAGUGCUAUGAAAGUUUUGUAGUAGGAUUGAUAAUUGGUGCAUUGAUGAACAUAGGCUACGAUAAGGUGCCCAUUGUGAAUACACAAAUAGCUGGAACGAAACUAGUGCUAACUGUUAAUGUUCCUCUGCCGAAUUUAAGUUGA